Molecule: messenger RNA, 2426 nt
Organism: Vombatus ursinus (common wombat)
Lineage: Eukaryota; Metazoa; Chordata; Mammalia; Diprotodontia; Vombatidae
Gene: LIMS2
Product: LIM zinc finger domain containing 2
Exons: 10
Coding region: 513-1646 (377 amino acids)
Biological process (GO): positive regulation of substrate adhesion-dependent cell spreading; positive regulation of integrin-mediated signaling pathway; cell-cell adhesion
Cellular component (GO): cytoplasm; focal adhesion; cell-cell junction
Source: RefSeq, a predicted model, not a curated record
CCAGCAGGAGAAUAGCAUUGAGCAGAUGGAGUUCUGUGUGGCAUACCUCUAGAGUUUCUUUUUGGGGUAGGAUUUAUCCUAAUUCAUUUUGUGUUUCUGAUGCUCUGGACUAGUUUGACUUCAAGGCUUACUGGAUUGAAUUACCACUCAGGGCUAGAAGGCUCAGAAUGAAAUUCAGUUAAUUGAAGAUGGACCUUUUGUAGACUGAUCCUUGAAAUGUAUUGACCCAGAUGAGUGACUCUCUUUGGAUGGAUGCUCUUGUAAAUUGUUUUGGAGGUCGGUAGGAGAGGCUGACCUUCAUUCCAGAGGAAGUUCCGUGCUUUUAGAAGAGUAGAACAGCACUACACAGCUUUGGGGCAGCCUUCUGUCCUGUCUGUCAGAACAUUGCAAAAAAAAAAAAAAGUCCAUCGAAACUCCUAACAGGAAAAGUGAGUCACUUGGGCUUUGGCCCUCUCAGAGCCGAUUUCCAAUUGGCCUUCUCUAUUCUACUUGCAUGGUGGUGUGGGGGCACCAUGGCUGGCAUGAGACUCCGGGAUCUGGCAUCCUCUGAGCUGUACCGACGCCGGCAGGAUCGGCAGAGCAGCACUGGCUUGUCCCUGAAUGGUGGGGCAGAAACAGCCGGCAUCCUUGGUAACAUGUCUGAUGCCCUGGCUAAUGCCACAUGCCAGCGCUGUCAGGCCCGUUUUGAUCCAUCUGAAAGGAUCGUGAAUAGCAACGGGGAGCUGUAUCAUGAAAAUUGUUUCGUCUGUGCCCAGUGCUUCCGUCAGUUCCCAGAUGGACUUUUCUAUGAGUACGAAGGUCGAAAAUAUUGUGAACAUGACUUCCAAAUGCUGUUUGCUCCCUGCUGUGGGACAUGUGGUGAAUUCAUUAUUGGCCGUGUCAUCAAAGCAAUGAACAACAAUUGGCACCCGGAGUGCUUCCGUUGUGAACUGUGUGACGUGGUUCUUGCUGACCUGGGCUUUGUGAAGAAUGCCGGGAGGCACCUGUGCAGACCCUGUCACAAUCGGGAGAAAGCCAAGGGCCUGGGCAAGUACAUCUGCCAGAAGUGUCACCUGAUUAUCGAUGAGCAGCCCUUGAUGUUCAAGAAUGACUCUUACCAUCCAGACCACUUCAACUGUACCCACUGUGGGAAGGAACUGACUGCGGAGGCCAGAGAGCUAAAAGGGGAACUUUACUGUUUGCCCUGCCAUGACAAGAUGGGGAUUCCCAUUUGUGGAGCUUGCCGGAGGCCCAUUGAAGGCCGUGUGGUCAACGCCCUAGGAAAGCAAUGGCAUGUUGAGCAUUUUGUCUGUGCCAAAUGUGAGAAGCCAUUCCUGGGUCACCGUCACUAUGAGAAGAAGGGCCUGGCAUACUGUGAGACACAUUACAACCAGCUCUUCGGGGACGUCUGCUACAACUGCAGCCACGUGAUCGAGGGAGAUGUGGUAUCAGCUCUCAAUAAGGCCUGGUGUGUGAACUGCUUCUCCUGCUCCACCUGCAAUAUUAAGCUCACCCUGAAGAACAAAUUUGUGGAGUUUGACAUGAAGCCUGUCUGCAAGAAAUGCUAUGAAAAAUUUCCUCUCGAGCUGAAGAAAAGGCUGAAGAAGUUGUCUGAAUUGGCCUCCCGGAAAGCUCACCCCAAGUCUGUGGACUCAAAUUCUUUCUGAAAAGCCUCUGCUGGGAUUGUGUCCUCACCAUUGCCACGCUGACCUCUUCUUCCCUGUCUGCUCCUCUUCUCUGCUCUUCCUUUCAUCUUCCUUUUCUCCUCUUUCUACUUCUCUGCUUCCUCCUUUCUUCCCCCUUUUCCUCCACGUUUGUCGUCCUCUUUCUGAUAUCUCUUGAAUCUCCUGAUUGGGGCUCUGAAAUCCUAAGAGCACUCACUGCAGUAAAACCUGUUGAGAGUUGAGGAAAUAGAGGAAGAGAGGGGAUCUAGGAGGUAGAUGAGACCUGUACAACCCAUUCCAAUAGCCCACAGCUGGUUUGCUGCUCUCACCACCAUAAUAAGUCUCUGGCAUUCCCCAACUCUAGUUUCUGGGACCCUCUGAGAGUUUUCCAGUAACAUCUAGUUUGAGAUUAAACAACUCAGCAAGUGGGAAUACAACUGAAUCCCAACCCCCUCUGCUGUUUGGAAGUGCACCAGACACAAUUGAAGCCCUCAUUUAUGGACCCAACCAAGAAUCCUUUGGAAGUCAUGGUUCCUUUUUCCUUUAUUCCUUGGGAGAUCCUGUAGCUCAGUGGGCAAUGGCCUUCCCAUUUCUUUUCUACAAGCUCUGUCUCCCUGGUGACUCAUAUUUCAUUACCAUCUGUCUGAGAAAUUCCUUUCUUUUAGGGUAAGGAUUUUUGACCUGGAAUCCACAGACCCCUAGUGGUUCCAUGGAUAGAUUUCAGGAGGUUGGUGGACUUGAAUGGGGGAAAAAUAUAUGUAUAUAUAUAUAAUUGAUUUCUUU